Messenger RNA from Actinia tenebrosa (Australian red waratah sea anemone), 1640 nucleotides. RefSeq names its product 26S proteasome non-ATPase regulatory subunit 12. Gene Ontology annotation, cellular component: cytoplasm; proteasome regulatory particle, lid subcomplex. Lineage: Eukaryota; Metazoa; Cnidaria; Anthozoa; Actiniaria; Actiniidae. The record is from RefSeq and is a predicted model, not a curated record.
CUUUUCUUUCAUUAUAUGGCAAAAGAUGAAGAUUUCAAGAUGGCGGGCACGACGAUCACCGAUAUGAAGGGAAACGUGGUGAAAAUGGAGGUAGAUUACAGUGAUACUGUAGAUAAAACUAUCCCCCAGUGUGAGAAAUUAGCAGAGGAAGGCAAAUUGACAGAAGCAUUAGAGAUAUUGCUGUCUAUGGAGAAACAAACCAGAACUGCAGCAGAUAUGCAUUCGACAUCAAGAGUACUGAUAUGUAUUGUUCAACUAUGCUUCAAAAACAAGGACUGGAAUGCCUUGAAUGAAAACAUCAGCAUACUAACAAAACGUCGCAGCCAGUUAAAACAAGCAGUCACUAAAAUGAUACAAGAGGCUUAUGGAUACGUAGAACAGAUGCCUGAUAAAGAAACUAAACUCAAACUGAUUGACACUUUGAUAACAGUUACGGCAGGAAAGAUUUAUGUAGAAAUUGAGAGAGCAAGGCUGAGUAGAAUGCUUGCCAAAAUCAAGGAAGAUGAUGGAGAUAUCUCAGAGGCUGCAAACAUCUUACAAGAAUUGCAGGUUGAAACUUUUGGUUCCAUGGAGAGAAAAGAAAAGGUUGAGUUCAUCCUGGAGCAAAUGCGUCUGUGCUUGGCCAAGAAAGAUUUUGUCAGGACACAAAUCAUCAGCAAGAAAAUAAGUCCAAAAUUCUUUGAAAAUGACCAAGAACAGGAAUUAAAACUCAAGUUCUACCAGCUGCUAAUAGAGUUAGCAGGACAUGAAGGGAGUUACUUGGCAACAUGUAAGUACUACAAGGCUGUUUAUAACACACCUAUUAUCAUGGAAGACAAGGAUAAGAAACAUCAGGCCCUGAGGAAUGUCGUACUUUACUUAGUGUUAGCACCUUUUGAUAAUGAACAGUCAGACUUAAUACACAGAGUAAAGGAAGACAAGGUGCUGGAGGAAAUACCACUUUAUCAAGAACUGCUGAAAUGCUUUACAACAUCAGAAUUGAUGGACUGGUCCACAAUACAACAGCUUUAUGGAGAGGAAUUGAGGAAGGGCACUGGAAAAACUGUCUUUGAUACGGCAUCUGAUGAUGGGAAUAAAAGAUGGGAGGAACUUCGAAAGAGAGUAGUUGAACAUAAUAUCCGUGUAAUGGCAAAGUACUAUACAAGGAUCACCAUGAAGAGAAUGUCAGAACUUCUUCAUCUUACGCCUGAAGAAAGUGAGCAUUUCCUGUCUGAGUUAGUGGUAUCAAAAACAGUGUUUGCCAGAAUAGACCGCCCUUCGAGUAUUGUCACAUUUAGUUCCAGUAAACAAGUGAAUGAUAUCUUGAAUGAGUGGUCACACAAUCUAUCCAAAUUGAUGGGACAUCUGAACAAAACAACACAUCUCAUAACUAAAGAAGAAAUGGUCCACAAGCUUUCUCAAGUUUAAAACUAGACUUGAAUGCUGUUAGUUCAACACUGCUUUGUAUCCUGCAAGUUCACAGGAAGCCCAGUAUAGACUGGAGCUCUUUUCAAGGCAAUGUCUUACAUAAAUUAGAGUGUACAAUGCUUCAAGACAGGAAUUAUUUGUUGUAUAGAAGGGAGAAAGAACAUAAAACAACCUAUACUGUAAACAUUAAAUGGUUUUAUUUUCUUCAGAAUAAAAAUAAAUUCUCUUCUUUA